AUGAAUCCAUUUAUGACUAUAGCGCCCCAAUUUUCGUAUUGUUUUUCUUACUUGAUGUCAGCUUCAUCUACACGCACACCUGGAACGUCUGGAAGAUCAGAAUUGUUGGAUCUAACGGAGUGUCCUAUAUGCUGCGUACGCUUCGAAAGACCUCUGCAGCUUAACUGUGGACAUUCAUUUUGCACUACAUGUGUAGAUAGACUCAUAGCCGAAGCGCGAGACAACCGGAAUGACAAUUUUUUGGAAGGGCUCAGAAGAUUCGCGUUUCCGAUGAAUCGUCAAGAUCCGAAUUUCCAUUUGCUCAAUCGUUUCGAAGAUGAUCUUUGGCCACACCUUCCUCCGAGACCACCACCACCUCCGCCGCCACCUUUGAUGUACCCAGGCUUGGGAGGCGUGCCCCGCCCAAUGCGCAACUAUCGAAACCAUGAGGAUAUGGGAGAUAUGCCAUUCAACCGUGGACCACCACCGUAUAACGAUGUUACCAUCAAGUGCCCGGAAUGCCGACAAACCACCAAGGUCCCACCCGAAGGAUUGCCUGUCAAUUACCGCUUGCAAGAACUGGUGGCUCACGUAGCUGAGGCUCCUGAAAUGAACACUGUGUCUCGCAAUGACGCUGCGGGAAACGGAUUUCCGAAAUGUCUGGUAUGUGAUGAAGUCAUGGCUAAGGGAGUUUAUCUCACUUGUCGUUCCUGCGCUACAGAGAAUGAAACUGCACGUCAACUAUGUUCGAUGUGCUGUCUUAGAAAUCAUAAUGGUCACGAUAUUGAAGAGAAACGUUUCCUAACUCUGCAAGAUGUUGUGGUUGGUAGAGAUUCUGUCUCUGAAGCAACCGGUCGUGGAUAUCAAGCUGUAGACCAAGCACUGCAAGCGCUAGAUGGUUGUACCGCUAGUACUAAAGGCUCCUUCCAAGAGAGCACGCGCAAUGUACUGCGCGCAUUCGAGCUUAUUGCUGGCGAUAUGCAAAUUGAAACCCUAACUUCUCAUGAUGAGCUCGAAAGGCGGGUACAAAUGGCACAGGAAAUUUGUACAAAAUUGGAACAGCUUCCGGACGUUUUAAAAGGCGUGCUUGACAAAUUUCGUGCAGAAUUUGAUGCAGCAAUGAAUCAUUUUGUCAAUUCUACUAUGGUCUAUGAGGGGACAGCUUUGAAUCCUUUUGCUGCGGAAGUUUUAAGCAGAGAUCAGAGGGGAAGUUCGGGUGGAGACACAAGCGCUUGUGAAGCCGCACCCGUUCUAACUCCGAAUUCAUCGGGCCUUACCGAAGACGUGAGGGACGUACCCAGGACUUUGUCUAUGCUAGAAAGGAGAACUCGACAGUUGCGGGCUAUGCAGCAACAGUGCAGUGCUUUGCGUCGGCGCAGGCUUCAUGAGCGGUCCAGAGAUGCUCACGGCACUCGUAAUAGUUUUCGCAAUGAUCGAGAGCGUCUUGAGCGUCUUCGUGAGGAGCUCCGAAGUGAUCUUUACGAGACGGAUCGCGAUUUGGAAGCCCGUGACCGUUCAGGAAGAGCCGAGCGAUCAGUGCAGCCGCCUCUGCCAACCGGAGCACAAGCAACUUCUUCUUCUACUUCUUUGGCUGUUCCUUCUCGUUCGAAUAGGCAGGAGGAAAGAAGGCGCAGCAACAGUAUCGAAAUUAUCUCGCCCAGUCCACCUGCCGUCGCUGAUUUGGAGCAGCGUGCUGGUCGGCUCAUCAUCACACCUGAACGCCGUCAUCCAAAGCGCGAGGAGCAGGAUGAAGAGCACAAUUCAAACAGUACCGUUGUUAGUACCAGAAUCACCGGUAAGCAUAGAAGAGGACUGGAUCUGUUGAAGGCAGGUGAUAGUAGCAGUUCAAACACGGAUGACACAGAACCCACAACCUCAAAAGGGUGCGUCGCGUCACGUACUCGUCCUAGCAAAAGGAAGAUUGGAGUUACAAUAAUCCGUUUUCCGACCCACUCGAGCGAGCCAGGACCGUCAUAUAUAUCUGAAACUCACGAGGAACCAAUGGUCGGGGAUACGGUUGAGAACCAGGCGGAGGAAGCUGAAGAUAGCAAUGAAGCUCAAAAUAUCAAAGUUUUUACAGAGAAUAUGUAUUGAUUUCUUUACAGUUCAUGGCAAUGCAAAUAAAUGUUUAAUAUAG
Molecule: messenger RNA, 2116 nt
Organism: Cylicocyclus nassatus
Lineage: Eukaryota; Metazoa; Nematoda; Chromadorea; Rhabditida; Strongylidae
Source: the annotation of a GenBank genome assembly